AUGGCAACAGCUAUGGCGUGGAGGCGGCAUUUCCCCAGUCUUCCAACACAACGCGCCUUCCGUUCCCGCAGGAGAAGCUGCAGGAAGGCCGUGGAGCAGCGGCGGAAGGAAGUGCGCGCCGCCCUGGACAAACUCGAAGCGUCCCUGAGCGCCGGCGCCGAGCUGCUGACGGAGGAGAGGCUAGCCAUUCUGGCUGCCGCCGACAUCCUUCUGCACCGGCUGAAGGAGGGACACCUGACGCCCACAGCUGUCCUGCGGGCGUUCCAGGCCAAGGCGAUGGUCGUGACUUACCGCAUCAACUGCGUCACGGAAUUCAUCCCGCAGGCGGAGGACUGGGCCUCGGCGCUCGAGGAGGACCCGCAAAACCGCUCGCUCCCGCUCUACGGCCUUCCGGUGAGCAUCAAGGAGAACUUCGAGGUGGAGGGCAUGGACACCACGCUGGGGCUGGCCAAGUACCUGUACCAGCCCCCGCGCCACGCCGCCCUCGUGCAGGUGCUGCGGCUGCAGGGCGCCGUGCCCUUCUGCAAGACCAACGUGCCGCAAAGCCUCGUCAGCUACCGCUGCAGCAACCCCGUCUGGGGCGAGACCCUGAACCUCGACACCCAGCGCACCUGCGGAGGAUCCUCAGGCGGCGAAGCGGCCCUCGUGGGCGGCGGGGGCUCGGUGCUGGGUGUGGGCUCCGACGUGGCCGGCAGCGUGCGCAUCCCGGCGCACUUCUGCGGCGUCGUGGCGGUCAAACCCACCAGCGGGAGGGUGAGCAGCCGCGGCCUGGCCAAGUGUGUGCGGGGCGCCGUUGGAGUGGAGAGUGCCCCUGGCCUGCUAGGCCGCGACGUGGACAUCGUGGUGGCGGGGCUGCAGGCCGUCCUCGAGGGCGAGCACAUGCACAACGUGGACCCGACGCUGCCGCCGCUCUCGUGGCGCGGCCACCUGUUCGCGGAGAACCGGCCUCUCCGCGUCGGCUGGUACGACCACGACGAGGUCUUCCCCGUGACGCCCGGCUGCCGCCGUGCCGUCACGGAGGCGCGGGAUGCCCUGGCGGCUGCGGGGCACACGCUCGUGCCCUUCACUCCAGCGGGCGUCAGGAGGGCAUGGCGGCUACUCACCGCCUGCUUUACGGCGGACCAAGGACAGACCUCCGUCAGGCUGCUGGAGAACGAGCAGCUGGACCAGGCGGUGGAGACCAACAGGCAGCUGAUGUCGGCACCAAGGUUCGUGAGGGCAGUCGUGAGGCAAGUCGUCUCGAGGAAGUCUCCGCUCAUGGCCGACCUGCUGCGAAGCGACACGUCCUCCUCGUACCAGCUCUGGCGCGUCCUGGGAGAAAGGAAGGACUACAUCGACGACCUUCUGGAGGCGUGGAAGGCCAACCAGCUGGACGUCCUGUUGUGCCCCGCCUUCCCCAUGCCGGCGCCCAAGCCCUCGUACCCUACCAGGAUCAUGGCCGCGGCGGUGACGACGGCCCUGUACAACUACCUCGACUUCCCAGCUGGCGUCGUGCCCGUCACUCACGAGAGCGAGGACGACCAGGCCAAGUUAGCGGAGUACCCGACGGACGACCUCAUGUUCGAGUUGGUGAAGGAGGCCACGGCAGAGGCAGUCGGGCUGCCCAUCGGUGUGCAAAUAGUCGGUCUGCCUUGGCAGGAGGAGGUGCUGUGCCGCGCAAUGAAGGCUCUUCAGGAUGCGCUCGCCAGCGCCAAGGAGGCAAAGUGAAGGAAUGCCGUCCUCGGGGCUUACUGUCUAUUGAUGUUUUUAUUCAGUUUUCACGUCUUAUCAUUUGAACCACUGAGUUGAUCUGGGGACGAGGUGAGUGUUAUAGUAGAGAGAAAUUUUCAUGACACCAGAGAAUACUUUAAUUUGAUAUUGUCAUGUUACCGUAGAUCACCGAAAUUUUACUUCGUUAAGCUUAUCCAUUUAUUCGCAUUCCUCGAGACGUCCGGAUAUCUUCGCACUCCUCUUUAUCCAAUUCAAAACAAGAACAAACGUAAACUAUGUUAAAUAAACGUGGUAUGUGUCGGGACCGCUAUUUAAGGGAACCAAGAAUGGUCUCGAUGCAACACAUUGGUUACGACAUUGCGGUUCGCGGUCUUCCGAUCCGUCUUCACUCUUUCGGGGCCAUUCGUGCAGCCAUUGAUUGCAUCGCCUGCUUUCGGCCGCGGGGAAUUUUACGAGUUUACCUUUGUGUUGCAACCAUGUGAUCUACGUGUUAUUAUAGUACCCACCGUGCGGUAGUGAAAUGUUCAGUGUGCCUUCGUGCUCAGAGCCUUAAAAGGGACUCUCUUUAUGGUGUCUCGUGGCGCUAAAUUUCUUUAAACUUGAGAUAGACAGGUGCUCACGAUAAACUGAUUAUGUAAACUAGUAAUUAUGUAUUACAUUAUCUUUAGCAGUCUUGGAUAUAAGCCCGCCAGCAAUACCAUCUGCAGUAAAGAUAAACACAAGAAUGGAACAGGCGUUGAUGAUUUAAUGUUAGAAGUGAACUCCAUGUAUUCAGUGUUGUGUGUAAAGCUCUCUAUAAACAUUUUAAGACAUUGGUUGUAUCAAGUACAUUUGUAAAUGCACAUGAGGGUGGUGUUUUGGAGGGUUCUGCUUCAUGAUAAAAUCUGCGUUUCAUUAAAAAAAAUGAAUAGUGCAUUUUUGGCCAAUUAAUGUUUCUGGGGAAGUUGAAUUGCUGACUUCUGAAAAGAGGGUCUUUUGAAGGAAAUACUAUAAAUUUCAUGUAAGAACUCCAGUUAAAGAUACACCCGAUUUAUCAAAUAUAUCAUAAUUGUCUACAUGUUGCUCAACUUUUGUGAUAAUACUGCGAAUUUAAAAGUUACAGAAGGAAAAGUAUAUAUUAUUACUGCAUGUAUAUUUUUGGAUAUUUUGAUAUUCAUAUGAAGUGUAACCGACCUCUACGUUAAGGUCACACUAGUCUUCUCUGUCCUGGGAUCCAUAGACAGCCUCGUCGAUGUCAGGUCAGCUGACCAAUCAAAAGCUGUAGCUGACUAGACUUCGGCGAGCCAGUCUUGGGAUUCCAGGACAGAAAGACUAGUGCGGCCUUCGCUUAAGGAUAUCCUCCCUCAUAGUAGUACAUUCUCGUAUCAUUUUAGUUUUCUGCAAACAAGAUGAACUACUUUUAAUAUGUUUUCACUGAUAACUAUAUUCACUUCUGUGACGGCCUCCAUUGCACAGUAAAACUUUUGUAAGUAUAUAGAGUGAAUAUUUAGAAUAUACAUAUUCGUUUAGAGAAUAUAUAUCGAAACAUUCCACAAUGUAGCAAUCAAUGUACUGUGCAUUAAGAAGUUUGUACUAUUUUUCGUAUUAGCAAACAUUUAUUACUGUGACCUUUGUACGACGUAUAUGAAAAAAUGUA
Molecule: messenger RNA, 3346 nt
Organism: Penaeus vannamei (Pacific white shrimp)
Lineage: Eukaryota; Metazoa; Arthropoda; Malacostraca; Decapoda; Penaeidae
Product: fatty acid amide hydrolase 1-like
Biological process (GO): fatty acid catabolic process
Molecular function (GO): fatty acid amide hydrolase activity; amidase activity
Source: RefSeq, a predicted model, not a curated record